Messenger RNA from Ilex paraguariensis (yerba mate), 2244 nucleotides. The record is from the annotation of a GenBank genome assembly. Lineage: Eukaryota; Viridiplantae; Streptophyta; Magnoliopsida; Aquifoliales; Aquifoliaceae.
AUGGAGAAAGGAGGUUUUCUUGGUCAGACUAUGGACCCAUCUCUGGUAUCAGCAAAGCAUAUGAGUUUCGACUUCCCAUCUUUCAGCCCGCGAAACUUCACUCUCCUCGGCGACUCAUACCUCCGAAGAGGCGUAAUUGGAUUGACAAGAGAGCUUGGAGUCCCAUCUUCAAGCUCUGGAAGCGUAUUCUACAACUACCCAAUUGCUUUUUUCAAUCAAGAAUUGAAUAUCACAGCUUCUUUCUCUACGAAAUUCUCUUUCUUCAUCAACAACCGCAACCCGACGUCGUUUGGAGACGGGUUGGCCUUCUUUCUCUCUCCGGAUAACCAGACCUUGGGAAGUCCAGGAGGGUAUCUGGGUCUCUUCAAUUCAUCACAAUUGACCAAGAACAAGUUUGUGGCGGUUGAGUUUGACACAAGAUUCAAUUUGAAUUUCAAUGACCCUAACGAAAAUCAUGUUGGGUUGGACAUUGACAGCUUGAUCUCGAUCAAGACUGCUGAUCCAAUGUUGCAGGGUAUUAUUCUCAAAAGCGGGAAUUUGAUCACUGCUUGGAUUGAUUACAGGAACGAGGAUGGAAAGUUAAAAGUGUUCUUGAGUUACUCAAAUUUGAAGCCUAAAGAUCCAAUUUUGAUGGUCGAUAUUGACCUCUCUGAUCAUCUCAAUCCAUAUAUGUAUGUGGGUUUUUCGGCAUCAACCGAGGGAAGCACUGAACUACACUUGAUUGAAAAUUGGAGCUUUCAGACUUUUGGGUUUCACCCAAUUAGGCCAAGAACUCAUCCUCAUAAUGUGUCGGAUACUGUGACCUUAAAGCCACCAAUUCCAGUUUCUGAUACCACCAAAAAGCAUCACAAGAGGCUUGGUUUAGGUUUGGGGAUUGCUGGUCCGGCCUUUUUUUGUUGUGUUCUUGUGGUUUUUGGUUGGGUUUCGUUGAAGAAAUGGAGGGGUGUCACAACAGAGAAGAGCCUAAAAGUAGAGCUUGUGACAGGCCCAAGAGAAUUCAGCUAUAGAGAGCUCAAGUCAGCCACAAAAGGGUUCCAUUCCAGCAGGAUUAUAGGCCAAGGAGCAUUUGGAAAUGUUUACAAAGCAUUUUUAUCAGGAACUAUUUCUGCAGUGAAAAGAUCAAAGCAUUCUCACGAAGGCAAGACUGAGUUCUUAGCUGAAUUGUCGAUUAUUGCUUGUUUGAGGCACAAAAAUUUAGUUCAGCUUCAAGGUUGGUGUGUUGAGAAGGGUGAAUUGUUACUUGUCUAUGAGUUCAUGUCCAAUGGGAGUCUUGAUAAGGUGCUACACCAAGAAUCUGAACUAGGUAACCCACUGAAAUGGCCUUAUAGAUACAACAUUGCAAUUGGGUUAGCCUCUGUUCUUACUUAUCUGCAUCAAGAAUGUGAGCAGCAAGUAAUCCACAGAGACAUAAAGACUAGUAAUGUAAUGCUUGAUGCAAACUUUAGUGCAAGGCUGGGAGAUUUCGGAUUGGCGAGGCUAAUGGAUCAUGACAAGAGUCCCGUGUCUACACUAACGGCUGGAACAAUGGGAUAUCUUGCUCCUGAGUAUCUUCAGUAUGGCAAAGCAACUGACAAAACUGAUGUUUUCGGUUAUGGGGUGGUUAUACUUGAGGUGACCUGCGGGAGGAGGCCAAUUGAGAGAGAACAAGAAGGUGAAAACAUGGUGAAUUUGGUCGAUUGGGUUUGGGGAUUGUACUCUGAAGGAAGGAUUUUUGAAGCAGCAGACAAACGGUUGAAUGGUGAGUUCCAUGAGGAAGAAAUGAGGAAGCUGUUGCUUGUGGGCUUGAGCUGUGCUAACCCUGAUAGCACAGAGAGACCUACAAUGAGGAGAGUAUUCCAGAUUCUUAACAAUGAGGCAGAGACUCUAAUUGUCCCAAAGGUGACACCGACACUCAGUUUCUCUAGUAGAUUGCCUUUGAGCCUCGAGGACAUUGUUUCAGACAAUGAAGAUUGUGAGACAUCAGAAACCAUGUUUGAGAUCAAAGUUGGCUGAAGUCAUCUAUUUAGUUCUCUUAAGCUAGCUGAUUUCUUGAAUUCGUGAAUUUUGUUGAUUAGGUAGCUUAGUUGGUGUUAUGUAGUUCAGCCCUAUACAAGUCUGUGAGAGUUCACUGGCCUCAGUUCAAAGCGAUUCCAUUGAACUAACGGUCUUGUGCUGUAUCUGAACAUUUUAAAAUGUAAUUUGGACUCCAGCUUAAGGUCCAUGACUCACCCAAUAAUGCAAAUUUCUUUGCUGCUCAAAUAAAUC